AUGCCACAGGUCGCAACACCACUGAGCUCCAGAAAUGAAAUUAUACAAGCACCAGAAGCUUGGUUUGGAAUACUUCCUGAUGCGACAGAUGCAACGGCAGGAAAAUCGAUGAGACCACACGCAAAACCCCAAAGAAGUCUGAACCAAGACAGAAAAGUGGAGGCUUCCGGUAAUGUACAGGCUCGACAGGAGGACUAUGAUACCAGCGAUGCGGUCCCUCAUCCUCGGAAAAAAAGCAAAAAGCAACCCGUCGAUGAAGGAACCCUUGAAGAUAUUGUAGAGACUUUCUGGAAGUUACUAAAAAGAGGUAUCGAAGCUGGUAUGGACGAUACGGGGAUGAAGGACGGUUUCAUCGUCGCUACGCUGCAUGAGAUACAAGAAGCGGAAGAGCCUUUUGACCUGAGGAAUUAUCAGAUUCAUGCUAUCAACCGCAUUAUCUACAUCCUGCAAUCUGGAGGCAAAGGAGCAUUACUUGCCUAUGCCAUGGGGCUCCGAAAGACUGUCAUCGUGAUCGUUAUGUACAGCCCCAGCAAGCUCAAGACAUGUGUUCAAGGCAAGUUCUUGCUCGUCGUGCCUCUUGCGCUCAUACCGCUAUGGCAGUCCGAGCUCCAGAGGGGCAUGGAACCAAGUCCUUCUAUCAAGAUAUAUCACGGCGGUCGAGAGAACGAUCAUAGCACUAAGCGUACUCCCUAUCAUCUCUGUACGGUCGACGUCGUCAUCACAACAUACGAGACCUUGAGAAAGGGUUAUGAAUCCUUGUGA
Parastagonospora nodorum SN15 is the source of this 762-nucleotide messenger RNA. RefSeq lists its product as hypothetical. The record is from RefSeq and is a predicted model, not a curated record. Bases 1 to 762 code for a protein of 253 amino acids. Gene Ontology annotation, molecular function: ATP-dependent chromatin remodeler activity; ATP binding; DNA binding. Gene Ontology annotation, cellular component: nucleus. The transcript has 5 exons. Gene Ontology annotation, biological process: positive regulation of transcription by RNA polymerase II. Lineage: Eukaryota; Fungi; Ascomycota; Dothideomycetes; Pleosporales; Phaeosphaeriaceae.